Gigantopelta aegis is the source of this 1357-nucleotide messenger RNA. RefSeq names its product toll-like receptor 4. Gene Ontology annotation, cellular component: membrane. The transcript has a single exon. Lineage: Eukaryota; Metazoa; Mollusca; Gastropoda; Neomphalida; Peltospiridae. The coding region runs from base 132 to 1313 and encodes 393 amino acids. Gene Ontology annotation, biological process: toll-like receptor signaling pathway; immune response. Gene Ontology annotation, molecular function: protein binding; transmembrane signaling receptor activity. The record is from RefSeq and is a predicted model, not a curated record.
UAUUGCCUGCAAACCUAGAAACAUUUGUUUUUGAUGGAACCAAUUCGGUAGUUGAUCUUAAAAAAUGGAUUACAGUGGCGUUUAAUGCAAGUAAUAAUCUGAGAAAUCUUUCCAUCAGCUACAAUGGCAACAUGAUACUGGAAGGGUCUGUUACUGGACUGAACAAGCUUACAACACUGAGAAUAGAACACAAUGGAAAUAUGUCACUUUCAGAAUCAUUUUUUGAUAAUUUCCCAAGUCUGAAAAACCUCAACAUGAUUGGCGUGCGUCUUCCAAAACAGUAUUUCCAAAACGAGUCGAUUCGGCUAUUUAGAAACCUGACAAAGCUGGGAAACCUCGACCUCUCCUCCAGCGAUCUGUUCUACUUACCAAAACACUCGUUUCGCCACAACCACUUUCUCAAGAACCUCUUAUUGUCAUACAACAAUUUUCAGAGUAUUUUAUUCUCCAUGGAAGAUGUUCCACAUUUAGAGACUUUAGAUUUGUCUUAUAAUCAUAUCAAAACGUUGGAUCGGGAUUCCAGAACUUCGUUGGACAGUCAUGCUAUAAAUAAAUCAAAUUUUAUUUUAAAAUUGCACAACAAUCAAUUAAGCUGCAGGUGUCAAAAUAUCGACUUCGUGUUGUGGUUCAAACAAACUGAUUAUAUUUUAAAUUCAAGUUAUGUGCAAUGCACGUAUGAAAAUAAUACAUUGGUUAUUUUCAAAGAUAUUGACGAAGAAGCAUUAUGGCACGAGUGUACGGGAAAACCAGCGUUUUACAUCGUGUCGUCCAUGUUUGCAUUGAUCAUCUCUGCAGCUCUGUGUUCCUUUCUUGUAGUGAAGCAUAAGACUCAGAUUGUUGUGUUUUUCCACAGACUGUUUCGCGGGGUCGCUGGACUCCCAACAAGAGAAGACUUCAGGUAUGAUGUUUUUAUUGGAUACGCUGAUGAAGACAUUGAUUUUGCGUGCAUGCAACUGAGAGAGAUCCUGGAGGACAGGUUUCAUUAUCGUGUUUAUCUUCACGAUCGCGACAGUGAGUUGGGCGGCUCGAGAGCCAUUUCCAUUCUAGAUGGAGUCCACAACAGCUGGAAGAUGAUCCUGGUUUUGUCACAAAACUUUAUCACUGACGAAUGGUCUAGAUACACGAUGCAUGCCGUAGCUUUGUUCGCUGCCUCUGGCCUCAUACCAAAGAGGCUGGUCAUUCUCCUGGACCGAGUGAAUCCGUGCGAGGUUCCAGACACCCUCCUGUGCAUUGCAGAUGAAGACACGAUUCUGCCAAUCCCACGUCCUAAUGAUGACGAUUCGUGGGAACACUUAAAGCGUCUUCUGAAGUGAUUUCCAUGAACUUCAAUUCCCUCAAGUCUCGAGUGGAAGAGGUA